CAUCACAAAUCAAGUAUGAAACAAGAUCUCGUCCUUUAUUAAAAUUUGAAUUUUUUUAGUGGGUGGGGGAAAAUCCAGUGAAAGGGGUUGGUGGGAGGUGAAAUGAAAAUAAACCAGUGAGAGAGUGAGAGAGGCUGGUGGGAGGUGAAGCGAAAAAAAACCCAGACGAAAUAGAUGGUGCUGGGAUAGGAGGCGAAAAAACAAAGAUGAAACUAAACCGUGGAGAGGAAGUUUUCAAAUCGCCCUUUAGAAGUAGAUAUCUGGUUUUUAAUGGGAGGGAAAAAGAUCAAGUGAAUGAGGUUGGUGGGACGCGAGGAGAAAAUAAACCAGUCAAAGAGAACCGUGAAAGGUGAGGCAAAAAAUACCAAGAUGAAAGAGAGAAUGGUAGCAAGUGAGACUGAAAGGUGAAAUGAAAUUAAACCAUGGAGAAAGCUAUCAAAUCCGAAAUCCGAGUAGAGAUCUUGUGGGAUCCGCGACCAAGGUCCUAAAUUUAUACCACCAACCAACCCAGUUGAUCAAUUAUGCACAUAUAUAUACCACUUGCAUUCUGACUUCCUCGUCCUCCUUAAUUACCAUGGCCUGCACCAAGCAUCUUCUGAUCUCUGUCGCGCCUCUCUGAGCACGUCGGUCAGCUUCAGUUCCCUCCUCGCGCAAAUCAUGGCGUCGGUGAGAUCAUGCGUGUCUGUCAAGCCGGCCGCUGGCCCGGCCAGGAACAGAUCCGCCAGGGUCGGGGUAGCCGACAAUGCUGCUUCUUCUUCUGCUUCAUCUUGGAACAAACCUUGGAGCCGACAAUGCUGCAGAUAUCGGCUGCUGCUGCUUCUUCUGCUUCAUCUUCUUCGGGCUCGGCCGCAGAUGGCUACGGCAGAGGUGUCGGCUAUGCCGUCAGUAGCAGCGGCAGGGUCAAUGGCGUUGCUGGUAUGGUUGGAGAUGCCGGGAGGGCGAGGAGAAGGGUCGGGCGGGAGGUGUUAGCCACGUGCAACGCCAUGGAGGGGGUCCGCCAUGGCGCGGUAGCCGUCGUCGUGCCCAGCGUGUCGGGGCUGCCCGAGCGGGCCAAGGUGGUGGUGCUCAUGGCAGCCGUCAUGCUGCUCUGCAACGCUAGCCGGGUCGUCAUGUCGGUCGCCGUCGUGCCGCUCGCCGCGCAGCACGGCUGGUCCAGCUCCUUCGUUGGCAUAGUCCAGUCAUCAUAUCUAUGGGGCUAUGUUUUAUCAUCCAUGGUUGGAGGAGCUUUGGCGGACAGAUACGGAGGGAAGAAGGUGAUGGCGGGUGCUGCUGCACUCUGGUCCUUGGCCACUUUCCUCACUCCAUGGGCUGCCUCUCAAUCCGCCAUUACGUUGCUUGCUAUACGUGUGCUCUUUGGCCUUGCACAAGGUGUCGCAUUUCCGACAAUGAGCACUCUCUUACCAAAGUGGUUCCCAACACAUGAACGUGCCACUGCUGUCGGCCUUUCCAUGGGAGGAUUCCAUCUUGGGAAUGUCGUAAGCUUCCUAGCAACACCGAUCAUCAUGUCACAUAUAGGCCUCGCCGGAACAUUUGCCUUCUUCGCAUCACUUGGUUACUUGUGGAUCUCUGUAUGGCUGUUGAAUGUAGAAAGUGACCCUAUCGACAGCCGCACUAUAAGAAAAUCUGAGCUGCAACUUAUUCUAGCUGGACGAAGUAAAUCAAAAGUCAAAGGCAGCAAAUCACCAUCCUUAAGACAAGUGUUCUCAAAGAUGGAAAUGUGGGCCAUCAUUAUAGCUAAUGUUAUAAAUAAGUGGGGCUAUUUUGUCCUACUAUCAUGGAUGCCGGUGUACUUCAAAAUGGUAUAUAAUGUGAAUUUGAAACAAGCUGCAUGGUUUAGCGCCAUACCUUGGGGCGUCAUGGCUCUAUCAGGAUAUGUUGCAGGAGCUUCUGCAGAUUUCAUGAUCAAAACCGGCUUAUCUAUUGGGCGAGUCCGGAAAAUUAUGCAGUCAAUCGAUUUUAUUGGGCCAGGUGUGUCAUUGCUAUGUUUAAGAUUUGCCCAAACACCAUCCGUUGCGGCAGUUAUCAUGACGGCCGCCUUGGGUAUGAAUUCCUGCAGUCAAGCUGGGGACUUCUGUAAUAUCCAGGACAUUGCCCCUAAAUACGCUGGAUCCCUACAUGGACUGACGAACGGCAUUGGGACGGUGGCUGCCAUAGUUAGCACGGUAGGAGCAGGAUACUUCAUCCAGUGGCUGGGAUCCUUCCAGGCCUUCCUCACCCUAACGGCGGUGCUCUAUUUCAGCGCCAUCGUCUUCUACAACAUCUAUGCGACAGGAGACUUGAUUUUUGACUGAGCUGAAAUUUAUUUUUUCCGUUUAUGAUGUCAGAUGUACAAUUACAGCUUGUAAAAUGUCUGUCUGCGCCCACCGCGCAGAGCAAAGAAACGAAUAAAAAUUAAG
Messenger RNA from Triticum aestivum (bread wheat), 2396 nucleotides. RefSeq names its product probable anion transporter 2, chloroplastic. The record is from RefSeq and is a predicted model, not a curated record. Gene Ontology annotation, cellular component: plastid. NCBI's taxonomy places the organism in Eukaryota, Viridiplantae, Streptophyta, Magnoliopsida, Poales, Poaceae. The transcript is spliced from 7 exons. Gene Ontology annotation, molecular function: phosphate transmembrane transporter activity. Bases 675 to 2291 code for a protein of 538 amino acids. Gene Ontology annotation, biological process: transmembrane transport.